Patella vulgata (common limpet) is the source of this 6676-nucleotide messenger RNA. RefSeq names its product pyruvate dehydrogenase phosphatase regulatory subunit, mitochondrial. The coding region runs from base 685 to 3399 and encodes 904 amino acids. The transcript has 18 exons. The record is from RefSeq and is a predicted model, not a curated record. Lineage: Eukaryota; Metazoa; Mollusca; Gastropoda; Patellidae. Gene Ontology annotation, cellular component: cytoplasm; mitochondrial matrix; mitochondrion. Gene Ontology annotation, molecular function: protein binding; oxidoreductase activity.
GUCAAACAGAAUUUUACUCACCGUUUGACAAUAUUAUUAAUGUUUACAAUUUUAACUUCCUAGGCAACUCGAGGGGAGCAAGGUUGAAACAUGCGAUCAAUAGAAUGUAAUCGGCCCCAGUGACGUACUGAUCGGUGCAAUGUUGAAAGUUUACACAAUAACUUCGGUUGAAUAAGAUCAGUUUGCUAGUCAUGCAGAAUUGAGAAUUCUAUACUAUGGUCUGAGACUGAACUAGCCGAUUGACCGACAAUGACAGGUUGUCAGUGAGUUACAGUGAAGAAUUGACUUUUUGAAAAAAGAAUUUCAGGUAUAUAGUUAUGUUUAUCAGCCACAGAACGCCACUUUAAAAAGUUCAUCAGUCGUACAUGUACAUGGUAUAUCGUAUAACUAUAAAUGUGAUAUUGUUGUUAUCUAGAUAUAUAUAUAUAUAUAUAUGGUUUAUUAAUUUACCAGCCAAUAAACGAUUUAUGUAACAUCUGGAUAAAACUGGUUCAUUUCUCUGCAUAUAAAUUCAAGGGAUUUUAACAACAAGCUUAAACUUCAAAAUGCUGCACUUGACAAAGAAGUACAGAGUAACCUGACUUGGUGUAUUUAUGCACAUCAAUGUUUAAGAAGGUGUAGAAAAAGCAUAUAGUGGUCGAAGGUUUGUAGAAAUUUUAUUGUAAAGUCGUCAUCAUCGUCAUCAUGGAGGUGAAGCACAUCUUUCGUCAGUGUCUUAAUAUUCACAAAAAGUGUGCGUACCCUGGUUUUGGAAGUCGGAGCAGGUUUCAAGAAAUUCUAUUCAAUGGAAGUGGAUUGGGUGCCGUUCAUCGUUUACAGAAUAGCAGACGGUAUUCUACUGGUACAGUGUCGUCGCUGGAAAGAGAGGCUAUUCCCCUACCUAAAGAAGCACGAGUUGUUAUAUGUGGUGGAGGUAUUCUAGGAUCCAGUGUUGCCUACCAUUUAACAGAGAGAGGGUGGACAGAUAUAGUAUUAUUAGAGCAGGGAAGUUUAACUUGUGGUACAACAUGGCAUUCAGCUGGUAUGAUAGGACAACUUCGUGGCAAUACUAUAGAGAUGGAAAUGGUUCGCUAUAGUCGUAAUCUUUACAAACGUUUGGAGGAAGAAGGACAUGGACUAGGCUGGAAGGAAUGUGGUAGUGUUAAUCUUGCUAGAACUCAUGAUAGAAUGAUUGACUUCAGAAGAAAACAUGCUCUUGCUAGUGCCACUGGUUUAGAAGUACAUAUGCUGACGCCACACGAGAUUAAACAGAUGUGCCCGUUGUUAAAAUCUGAUGAUUUAGAGGGUGGAAUUUGGAUACCAUCUGAUGGAGCAGUUACAGCUCCUGAUGUUGCUAUGGUAUUUUCCAAGCUUGCCAAAGAUAAAGGUGUAAAGAUUUUAGAAGGUGUAAUGGUAGAAAAGAUUCAAAUCCAGAAUGAUGUUGUGAAAGGAGUAAAGACAUCAGCAGGAACAAUAAAUUGUGAAUAUUUUGUGAAUUGUGCUGGUCAGUGGGCUCGUGAAGUUGGUAAACGAAGUGUACCUAAAGUUCGUGUACCUUUACAUUCUUGUGAACAUUAUUAUCUGGUCACUAAACCAUUAGAGAAAGUGGACAGAAUGAUGCCAGUUAUAAGGGAUCAAGAUGGUUAUAUUUAUUCUCGUGAAUGGAAUGGUGGAAUUCUUGCUGGUGGAUUUGAACCUGUGUCUAAACCAGUUUUCCAUACUGGUGUUCCCGAUAAAUUUGAAUUCCAACUUUUACAAGAAGAUUGGGACCAUUUCCAAAUUCUUUUGGAACAAAUUCUGCAUCGCUUUCCAUUUUUGGAAGAUGCUGAAAUUCGUCAACUGAUUAACGGACCAGAGAGUUUUACUCCAGAUUCAAAUUGGAUACUCGGAGAAUCGGCCGAAGUAGAUAAUUAUUAUGUAGCGGCAGGUAUGAAUUCUAGAGGUAUUGUAGGUAGUGGUGGUAUAGGUAAAUAUAUGGCCGAGUGGAUUAUAGAUGGUGAACCUAGUAUUGAUUUAUGGCAGUAUGACGUCAGACGUUAUGUCGAUCAUCAUAAUAAUAGACAGUUCUUACAAGAUAGAAUGAGGGAGGUCUUAGGAACACAGUAUAUUUUACGUUAUCCUAGAGAUGAUUAUAAGACGGGUCGUAAAUUACGUACAUCACCAUUACAUACAAGACUUGAGGUAGCUGGUGCUUGUUUCGGUGAAACAAUGGCGUAUGAAAGACCCAUGUGGUUUGAUCCUGAUAAGAGAGAACGUGGUGAAGAUGUAUAUAUCCAUCAAGGUUCAUUUAAAAAACCUGAUUGGUUUGAAAUUGCUCAAGAAGAAUAUAUGGCUUGUAAAGAAAGAGUUUGUUUAAUUGAUAUGUCUUCGUUUGCCAAGUUUGAAAUAAAGUCGUCUGGUAAAGAAGCGUUGGACUAUUUACAGUAUUUAUGUUCUAAUAAUAUAGCUCUAGAACCAGGAAGUAUUAUACAUACUGGUAUGCAGAAUGUACUCGGUGGAUUCGAAAAUGAUUGUAGUAUAGCAAGAAUUGGUAAAAACUUCUUUUUCAUGAUAUGUCCAGCCACACAACAGACAAGAGCGUUGUCAUGGUUACAACGUAAUCUACCUGCUGAUGGAUCCGUUCAGGUUCGAGAUGUUACCUCCAUGUAUUCAGGAAUAAAUGUCAUUGGUCCACAUGCUCAACAACUAUUAGCAGAUGUUACGGAUGUUUCAACAACGAAAAAAGAUUUCAAUGUCAUGACUUGUAAAAUAAUAGAUGUCGGCCAUGCUGGUGGUAUAACAGCUAUGAGAUUAACUCAUGCAGGAGAAGAUGGAUUUAUUCUUUAUAUUCCAUCCGAGUAUGCUCUUCAUGUGUAUGACACCUUGAUGAAUGCAGGUAAAGAUUAUGGAAUUAGAAACGCUGGAUAUUAUGCUAUACGACAUCUCCGUAUAGAGAAAUCAUUUGCCUAUUGGGGAUUAGAUCUUGAUGCACAUACAACUCCUCUAGAGUGUGGCCGUGAAUUCCGAGUUAAAUUUGAUGGGAAAGAUUUUAUCGGUAAAGACGCUCUGAUUAAACAGCGAAAGGAAGGUGUCAGUCAAAAGUUUGUUCAGUUUAUGCUAGAAAACUUUGAUGUUGAUAAUGACGUAUGGCCAUGGGGUGAAGAACCUAUAUUUAGAAAUGGCCGAUAUGUUGGUAAUACCUCUACCUGUGGAUACGGCUUUACCCUAGACAGAAUGAUAUGUCUAGGUUUCAUCAGUGACUAUGAUGAAAAUGGACAACCAAAAAUUAACCCAAAUAUGAACGAUUAUGUGAUGGAUAAAAACGCUAUUUAUGAAAUAGAUAUCGCGGGUACAAAAUAUUCCGCCAAGCCGGGUAUUCAUACGCCUAAAUUGGCGUUGUCUAGUGUUGAUCCUUCUUUAUUAGCUUCUUUACACAGAUAAAAUAGUUUCAUAGACCAAUAAUUUGAUUUUUGUUCUUCAAUAAUAAAUAAUAAUAAUAAUGUCAUUUAUAUAGCGCUAUUCCACACAGAGAGUAUGUUCAAAGCGCUUGUGAUUCAGUUCUGUACAAUAAAAGUUCCAACUCAAAGGAACUACUAAAGAUAACAUCUAAAUAAAUAUGUCUUCAAUAUGGUUUUGAAUGUUGGUAAGGAUGGGCAUUGAUUUUGUUAUGUUUACCAUUGGUACACGAAUCGUAUAUCAUAAUGCGUUUCAGUGCCAUUUGUAACAAGCGACUCGAAGAAUGAGGCUAGACAUAUUCUUAUCUGUAGAGUAUGAGCAAUAAAUACUAUCGGUGUAGACUGGAAUAAUCAGACACUAGAGAGUACCAUUCGAUUGAGACUUCUGGCAUAUUUCACCGAACAUAACUGAUUAGAAAUUAUAUUUCACAUAGUUCACCUUUUUCAAUUGGGGGAGCUACAGUGACUGAGUGGGUAAGACGCUGGCUCGCUAGCCUCAAGGUCACAUGUUCGAUCCCUGCAUUGGCCGAGAAAGUUCAUCAGGAUUUUCCGACGUGGUUUCCCCUUGUCAGUGGACAGCUGUAUACAUGGACGUACAUGUAAAAGAUCCCUUGACAGUUAGAAUUCGAUAUAAGAGUACGCCAUAGUGCCGUUGUCCGGGCAAAAUUCCCUCAUAGCACACUGUAUGGUGUAAACCCAUCUUCAUUAGCCCAGUCGGAGCAGAACAGUAGGACGUUUAAACCCCAUUUCAUUUCAUUUACAUUUACAUGAAUCGUGGGUUUUCUCCGGGUCCUCUGGUUUUCUCCCACUGCUAAAGACCCCUAUACGCAAGCAAAUUAUUGAAAUAAAAUUGAACCAUGUUAGUCCCAAAAUGACAUAGUUUGUGUCGAGUGGACGUUAAUCCCCAUAUUUCUCUCUAUGCUUACAUGUGAAAGAAUUUUCAUCCAACUGAGGUUUUAAACACCUCAUUCAUGUGCAUGCAAAUAUGUACACAGAUGGUUUUCUGCCCCAUUCACCAUCAUACUAAACUAACACUGUCUGUCUACAAUUAGCUCUGCUUGAGAACAGACAUUAAAGAUACAUUAUGUAAGAUUUAGAUAAAGAGCUAAACAUUCUUGCUAUAAUAGUUCGAAAAUAGAUCAUGUAAAAUGAAUAAUUUUAUAAAUUUCAUUCAAAUUACUCUAUUGAGAGCGAAGAUAUUAGCCUUUGAAGGUUUGACAAUAUGUGUGCAAUAAUUUCAAUCACCGUACUGGUUGUUCGAAGCUAAGUCUUGCUCCUCCAUUUUUAGAUUAAAUCAAAAUAUGGCUGAACUGUUCUAAUCUAUUUAAUAUCGGAGAAAUCUGAUGGCAUCGAGAGUUGAUUAUGAUCUUGUUAUGUUAAUAAAUGUCUAAUUAAUAAUUUAGAAAACAUUUCAGGCCUAAAGAAAGACCUGCAAUAGGCAGAUUUCGCUCUUGCAUAAUGCAUGUUUAAGCUAAUUGACCGACAUUUUAAUUCCUACAUCUACGAUAGAAGUCAAAAACACUAAGUAUUUAUUCUUUUUCUAUUUAAUAAAAUUGAAAAUGUUUAGUUUUUGUGCAUUCUGAUUAAAAUACUGAUCUACUGUGUAGUACAGACAAAGCGAAACGAAAUAGAUCCUAUGUUUUAACCAGAUUGGUCUUUGUGUGUAUAACGGGUGUAAAACGGAAUAGGACCGAAUUACAAAAUAGGGUACUAAUUUUUGGAUAUGGCGGCCAUUCUGGACAGAGAUCUUUUCUCGAAGUAGAUAGUUUAAAUGUUUAUUUAAUAUUUGUGUGUAUGACAGAUGUGAAACGGAAUAGGACCACAUUACAAAUUAGGAUACUAAUUUUGGGAUAUGUCGGCCAUUCAUGGCAGAGAUCUUUUCUCGAAGUAGAUAGUUUAUAGAUAGUUUAAAUGUUUAUAUGUGUGUAUGACAGAUGUGAAACGGAAUAGGACCGAAUUACAAAAUAUGAUACUAAUUUUUGGUUAUGGCAGCCAUUCAGGGCAGAGAUUUUUUCUCGAAGUAGUAGUUCUCUGUGUGCAUAAUGCCUGGACAUGUGAAAGUCGAUAUGAUUGAAGAUGUUUUCGAUUUGUAUAAAUACGGUGAUGUGUUUGUAUUUAAAUUGUGAGAGUUAAUCUAUGUGACAUGAAUGUAAAAUUCUUUUUAUACGCCCACAUUGAAAUGUGGUCGUAUAUUGUCGUCGCCCCCGUCCGUCCGUUGGUCUGGCGGUCCGGCGUCCACAAUUGCUUGCGGACGCUCUAGAGGCUAAAGUUAAUAUCUGGUUGACUUUAAAUUUAUACACCGUGUUUAAGGUCUUGAGAUGAAGAAGCCUAUUGAUUUUCAGCGAUUUCCAAUAAUUACUGCCAGAGUUAUGGCCCUUGAUCACUUUGAAAAAUCUUGUGGACGCUCUAGAGGCCAAAGUGAAUAUCCAAUUGACCUUAAAUUUAUACACAGUGUUUGAGGUCAUGAGACAAAGAAGCCUACUGAUUUUCAGCGAUUUCCGAUAAUUACUGCCAGAGUUAUGGCCCUUGAUCACUUCAAAAAAAUCUUGUGGAUGCUCUAAUGGCCAAAGUUAAUAUCCGAUUGACGUUAAAUUUAUACACAAUGUUUAAGGUCAUGAGACGAAGAAACCUAUUGAUUUUCAAUGAUUUCCAUUAAAUUACUGCCAGAGUUAUGGCCCUUGAUCACUUCAAAAAAUCUUGUGGAUGCUCUAGAGGCUAAAGUUCAUAUCCGAUUGAGUUUAAAUUUAUACACAGUGUUUGAGGUCAUGAGACAAAGAUUCCUAUUGAUUUUCAUCGAUUUCCGAUAAUUACUGCCAAAGUUAUGGCCCUUAAGUUAUCAUCCGAUUGACUUCAGAUUGAUAUACAGAGUUUAAGAUCUUGAGACGAACAAGUAUAUUGAUUUUCAAUGAAUUUUUAUGACUUGAACAGUUAAAUCUAUGAUAUUAAAAGCUUUGCAUACAAAACGUUAGCAUGGGGCAAACAAAUUCUAAUAGUUUUCUGAUAAUUACUUCGUGAAUUGUUGCUCUUAAUCAGAUUUUAGUGUAUUAUAAAUGUUUCAUUACCGAAAAAAGUAAAAAUAUGCGACAACCCUUGUUGACUGCCCGGACGAUUUAGUUGCUGUGGGCGUAUGUUUCGUUGCCUGGCAACCUAUCUUUAAUGUUUGUAUGAAUUUUAUAACGUGUCAAAAGAUUUGCUUGGUUUUCUGAUUUUCUAAUUUAAUUAAUAACUGUAUUAACUUUGAAUAAAUUGUUGAUUUUCUGUAA